Rana temporaria (common frog) is the source of this 4174-nucleotide messenger RNA. It is a transcript of the gene NCCRP1, whose product is annotated as NCCRP1, F-box associated domain containing. Bases 16 to 4158 code for a protein of 1380 amino acids. Gene Ontology annotation, biological process: SCF-dependent proteasomal ubiquitin-dependent protein catabolic process; glycoprotein catabolic process. Lineage: Eukaryota; Metazoa; Chordata; Amphibia; Anura; Ranidae. The transcript has 6 exons. Gene Ontology annotation, molecular function: ubiquitin protein ligase activity. The record is from RefSeq and is a predicted model, not a curated record. Gene Ontology annotation, cellular component: SCF ubiquitin ligase complex; cytoplasm.
UGUACUUUAGAGGGAAUGACGCCUCUAUGCCGACACGCCCAACACUCCAGUAUUCUCAUCCUAACACACCUCUGCACCUGGUUGCUGGGAGGGAGGAACAUCAGACUAAAAACACCUAGAAGACAGGAGAGAACUGACAGCAAGAUGAGUGACUGUACGCAGCAAGGGGUGAGCUCUGACAGCUCAGCUGGAGGCCCGAGUGCAGUGAGACAGCCUGAUGAGGAUGUAAAAGGCGCACAGAAGAUGGUUGGGGACUCUGAUCUGAGCGACGACACUGGAAAGAAUGUAAGUGCUGAUGGAGCGCAAAAAGAAGCCACACACAACAAACAGAUGAUAAAAGAGGAAACAAAUGAGAAAAAUCCAAGCAAACUGACUACGAACCAAACAGACAGCAAUCCCGUAUUAGUAGAAAAAAAGGAGACAGCCAAGAAAGAAGCUAAACAGGCAGAAGGAGACGACAAAGUACUUCCUGAAGAAGGGAGAACUCGGAAAGAUACUUCUCCACAAAAAGACAAAGUGACAGCCGAGGGAACUGGAACACGUAAAGAGACAGCUAAGAAACAUAAAAAAACAUCUCAAGAAAGGAAAAAACAUCCAGAGACAUCUCACGAGCAAGCCAAGCAUAACGAGACAGCUCAGGAUCCGGAGACAGCUUACAAACAAGAGAAACACAAAAACACAAGCCAGGGGCUAAAUGAGCUCAAAGAGACAGAUGAAAAACUUCAAAAAGGGGUCUGUUUGGAAAAUAAAAAUCACAAAGAGACAGCUUGGGACAAAGAGGACAGUAAAAAUACAGCUUCUGAACAGGAGAAAACCACAGAGACCUCUCAGGGAAAAUGGAAACAAACAGAGACUCAGAAUCAGGAGAGACACUCGGUGAGCCUCCUUGACCAAGUGAAAGACAACAUGAGCCUUCAUUGGCAAGACAAGAAACAAGAGACAUCCCAGGAACACACACAACACAAAGCGACCUUCGAGAUCCAGGUGAGACACUCUGAGACCAUUCAGGAGCCAGCAAGGUACCCAGAAACCUCUGAGAAGCAGGUUAGACACUCAGAGACCCUAGCACAACACAUAGUGACCUCCGAGAAGCAAAUAAAACACUCAGAGACUCCUCAGGGGCUAGCACAACACAUAGUGACCCCCGAGAAGCAAAUAAAACAUUUAGAGACGCAGGAGCUAGCACAACACAUAGUGACCACCGAAAAGCAAAUAAAACACUCAGAGACUCCUCAGGGGCUAGCACAACACAUAGUGACCACCGAGAAGCAAAUAAAACAUUCAGAGACUCCUCAGGGGCUAGCACAACACAUAGUGACCACAGAGAAGCAAAAAAAACACUCAGAGACACCUCAGGAACAAACAUAUCACACAGAGAUACCUCAGGAGCAAGCACAACACAUAGUGACAUCUGAGAAGCAGGUGAAGCACUCAGAGACCCAUCAGGUGCAAUUACAAGACACAGAGACCUUUGGGAAGCCGGUGAGGCACUCAGAGACCCCUCAGGAGAAAGCACAACACAUAGUGACUUUGAAGAACCAGGUGAGAAACUCAGAGGCCUCUCGGGUGCAAGAACAAGAUACAGAAACCCUUGAAAAUCAAAUAAAACAGGCAGAUACCCUUCGUGAGCAAGCACAACACACAGAGACUUCUGAGAAGCAGCUGAAACACUCAAAGACUUCUCAGGAACAAGCAAAAUGCGCACUUACCUCUGAAAAGCAGGUAAAACAAUCAGAGACCCCUCAGAAGCAACAACAACAACACACAGAUACCAUUGGGAAACAAAUAAAACACUCAGAGACCCCUCAGGAACACAAACAACACACAGAGACCUCUGACAAGCAGGUUAAACACUUAGAGACCCCUCAAGGGCAGGCAAAACACAUAGUGACCUCUGAGGAGAGAGUACAACUCUCUGAGACCCCACAAGUGCAAGGAAAACAGAUAGUGACCUCUGAGAAGCAGGUGAAACAAUCUGAGACCCCUCAAGUGCAAGGAAAACAUAUAAUGACCUCAGGGGAGCAGGUACAACACUCUGAGACCCCUCAAGUGCAAGGAGAACACAUAGUAGCCUCUAAAGAGCAGGUACAACAUUCUGAGACCCCUCAAGUGCAAGAAAAACACAUAGUGACCUCUGAGAAGCAAGUAAAACACUCUGAGACCCCUCAAAUGCACGGAAAACACAUAGUGACCUCUGGAGAGCAGGUAAACCUCUCUGCAACCCCUCAAGUGCAAGGAGAAUGCAUAGUGGCCUCUAAAGAGAAGGUGCAACACUUUGAGAACCAUCAAGUACAAGCAAAACAUGUAGUGGCCUUUGAGGAGCAGGUACAGCACUCUGUGACCCCUCAAGUGCAAGGAAAGCACAUAGUGGCCUCUAAAGAGCAGGCACAACACUCAGAGACCCACCAGGAGCAAAAACAACACACAGAGACCUCUGGCAAGCAGGUGAAACACUCAGAGACCCCCCAAGAGCAGGCAAAACACAUAGUGACCUCGGAGGAGAAAGUACAACUCGUUGAGACCCCUCAAGUCCAAGGAAAACACAUAGGGGCCUCUGAGAAGCAGGUGAAACAAUCUGAGACCCCUCAAGUGCAAGGGAAACACAUAGUGACCUCAGGGGAGCAGGUACAACUCUCUGAGACCCCUCAAGUGCAAGGAAAGCACAUAGUAUCCUCUAAAGAGCAAGUAAAACACACUGAGACCCCUCAAGUGCAAGAUAAACACACAGUGACCUCUGAGAAGCAAGUGAAACACUCUGAGGCCCCUCAAGUGCAAGAAAAACACAUAGUGACCUCUGGGAGACAUGUAGAACUCUCUACGGCCCCUCAGGUACAAGGAAAACACAUAGUGGCCUCUAAAGAGCAGGUACAACAAUUUGAGAACCAUCAAGCACAAGGAAAACAUAUAGUGGCCUCUGAGGAGCAGGUCCAACACUCUAAGGCCCCUCAAGUGCAAGAAAAGACCAUAGUGGCCUCUGAGGAGCAGGUCCAACACUCAAGGACCCCUCAAGUGCAAGCACAACAAACAGAGACAGUUGAGAAGCAAGUAAAACACGGAGAGACCCCUCUGGAGCAAGCAUGUCUCACAGAGACAUCUGAGAUGGAGAUAAAAAAAUCUGCAACCCCUCAAGAGCAAACACUACACACUGAGACCUCUCAGAAGCAGGUGAGAGACUCUAACACCCCCCAAGAACCAGAAAAAAACAAAGAGACAUCUCAGAAGCAGUGGAGACAAUCAGAGACAUCUGAGGAGCAGAUUGACAAAGGCAUUGGAGAAAAAGGUGAUCACAAGCAGACCUUGGAGAAGAAACAAAUUGACAUUGAUCAUGCAAAGGCAAUUCUUGAACUACAGAAACUAGUUAAACCACCAAAAUUCAAAGAACUGGGGCCUACAGUCCAAGAACAACAGAUGGAGAACCAGGCCUGUCAGUAUGCCAUGGAUCAUGCGCCAGUCGCGAAGGAACCUGAUACAGAUGAAGGCUGGCUGGAGCUCUGUAUUAUGGAAUGGGGUCUUAAGGAGAAGGCAGUGGUCAUCCCCGACAACGUCAGCUGGAGAGAUGCCUACAAGAAGAAACCCUUUGGAAGGAACUUUUUGAGAAGCCCAAAUCCAGAAGGUUUAUCCACCAGCCAGCCUCCUCCACAAGAAGAAUUUGAUCCACCUCCUGAGAAGAAGCCCCUGGAGACAUUAGGAGAUUUUACUGGCUGGCAAAUAAGUACAGAGGAGAUUCCCGUCGACAGGAGCAAUAUUCCACCUGGGGUGGUCGUGUGUUAUCUGCCUAUCUACAGUUGGUGUGUGAAGGAGCAGAUGGUGGACCUGCUGUCUGAAGGUCUCUGGCCUGAAUUGCUGGACUCCUACCAACCUGAUAUCUACGUCUUGGAGUGGUAUGAAGAUAGUAAGCUCCACAAACAUGUGUAUGAACUGCAUGUCAAGUUGCUAGCAGAGGACAAGACGACAGUGAUUUCUCAUCUGGACCUGACUCCAGAAAACAACAUGAACGGGCAGCCUGAGGGCUGGAACACGGUUUCUCAUAUAUUUAAGUCCUAUGGACCUGGCGUUCGGUAUAUUCAUUUCUUACACAAGAGUAAGGACCUGUCAGUGCUUGGAUUUCACCGCACGCGGGUAGCUGACAGCACUUUAUUUGUCCAACUAAAAGACUGAAGCGAGACCGGAGAAG